Neodiprion virginianus is the source of this 7896-nucleotide messenger RNA. RefSeq names its product melatonin receptor type 1B-A-like. The transcript has 7 exons. Gene Ontology annotation, biological process: G protein-coupled receptor signaling pathway. Lineage: Eukaryota; Metazoa; Arthropoda; Insecta; Hymenoptera; Diprionidae. The record is from RefSeq and is a predicted model, not a curated record. Gene Ontology annotation, molecular function: G protein-coupled receptor activity. Gene Ontology annotation, cellular component: membrane. Bases 1373 to 2512 code for a protein of 379 amino acids.
AAGACGAAGCGUACGAUGUUUGUUUUCGAAACGAAGAGACAAUUCGAAGAGAGGUCACGCCGCAGUUUAGUGACAACACUUGAUCCGGACGAAUCAUGGAUCGAGCUGAAGAUUAUAAUGGGUUUUGUGAAAACAGUAUAUGCGACAACAUCGCGGGAGUUCUGAGGAAAGAUCGAGGAGCGUGAGGCUGAAAUCGUGAUCGGAACACGUUACGGGGCUACGAAAGAAGCGUCAGAGUCACGCCGCGAGGGAAUAGGAGGGGGAUUCCCGUCGUUGGCCUUAUUUCGCUACACUAACGCCUCAUUGCAUCGCGUACGCGAAGUCGUGACUACGCCACGGACGAUUUCUGGAGGAUCGAGUGAAAUACCAGAAAUACCUGAUCGAAGAGCCAAUAAGAAUCGGGCAAUAUUGCGAAUCGUAAUGGCGGAUUGUUUGAACUUCCAGCUACGCUACGCUACGCGGAGUUAGUCACUCUUGUGUUUGAUUCCGGUAGAUUAGACCUACUCCGUGGAUUAGACCCUGGGUUGGGAAAUUGAAAGUUUCGAGUUUGAAAAAGUUAGAUUAAAGUUGUCUGUCACAGCGAAGCUACCUUUUAUCGAUACGAAGAAUUUGGUGGUUUUCUCGGCGUGGCUUUAUUACGCGAUGGUGCAACUAAAGAAGCAGGUUGAGUGUAAAUCAACUUGCCAAGGUAAACAAAGAGGCAAGACGUUAGACGGGCGGCAAUUUUGCUGUGGUGUUCUUUCCCUCGCCGAGAUGCCUUCAGUUCCAUAUCCAUGUACAUCGCCAAUAAAUCCGACAUCUUAUCCAGGUGUUUCAUCUGCAUAAAGGUUCGAAGCACCGGUUACACGAAUUCGACGAAAGUGAUGCGGUAUCGUGAACGGGAACAUUUAAUUGUCAUUACGUUUUUCAACGAAAGUGCUUUCUAUCUAUAAAUGUUAUUCUAAAUGGACAGAAACCGUGUGUAAUAAUUCACGUUUCCAUUAAUACUUCGGUACGAUUAAUCAUAUGUGUCUACAAGCGACAAAUGAGACGCAAAUACAAAUGUAUUAAACAAAAAAACAGUAAUAACAACAACAACAACAAUAAUAAUAAUAAUAAUAUUAUACGAACACGUAUGGUGAUUAUGAGUUUGGAGAAAGUUUCUUUUAAAAAUUUAUCGAUACAUGUAUAAUUACGCGUAUACAUAAAGAUUUUUUUAAAUAUAAAUAAUACGACGACGUUUUGAACAUGUUUAAACCGACGCGGUUAAAUUAUUCUACGAUUAAUAUUCAUCGAUUAUAAUAUUAUCGGCGAAGAAAUCUGAAAUUACCGAAGACAGAAAAGACCAGACGGAGUUUCGUCUCGAUUAAAGAAGACGAACGCAGCAUAGAAAAUGAACGUCACCACGGUAAGCACGGCUGGAAUGAGCACUGCGAUUGCCGGUAUUGUUGCACUGGGUACCGGUGUUGUGGUUGAAAAUACGAGGGGGGAAAUCGCCGACGGUGGUGACGAUGUCUCGCCAGUAACUCUGUCUUCCGAUUGGUCGAGGGUUGCCCGUCUUCUGCUCCUGGCGUCUCUGGCCGUUGUCGGUAGCGUCGGUAACGUCUUCAUGAUAUCGGCGGUAAUGGUCGAGGAUCAUUUGAAGAAGAGGGGUAACGCUUUCUUGGUCAACGUUGCACUUGCCGAUCUUCUCGUAACUGGCCUCGUUAUUCCUGCUUCUGCGAUUGUUAUUUUAGCCGGUCAACAAGAAUCUCCUAGUAUAUGUCGUUUCGAGUGGAGUUUAGAGGCCGUUUGUUUUCUCGUUACCGUUUUCACUCUCGCUACCAUCGCCGUCGAGAAUUACGCCCGUCUUUGCCUGUCCGAAGAAAGGUACGAAGCACUGACGCCGAGUUGCGUGACAAGCCUGAUACUAACGGCCUGGCUAAUCGCCGGUACGACGGUAGCCCUCCAAUCGUCCCUGGACCUGGGGCCGGACUUUUGCGGGCGACGAUUCAACGGCAUCGCCUUCGUCCAGGCAGUCGGCGCGAGUAUCGUCGUCGGAGUACCGGCUCUGAUAACGAUACUGGCCUACUUGUGCCUCGUGGUGCGAGUGCGCCGGGCGACGAGGGCCUCGUUCAAACCACCGGUUGCCUUCGCCUGGGACUACGACCUGACCAAGACCAACAUGUACAGCUUCGCAAUGUUCGCCGUAUUCUGGCUACCCUUUGGCGUCACCCUCUGCGUGAGUUCCGUUCGCCCGGUAAGCGCCAGGGUGUUUUACAACCUGGCGUGGUUCGCCCUCUCGAAGUCGUGCUUCAACAACCUUUUGUACUGCGUCUCCGAUCGGCACUUUCGCAACGCCUAUGUCAAGCUCUUUCAUUACUGCUGCUGCAAGACAACCGUAAGCUUCUCAAGACGGACACGCGGUGACGGCACCGGCAGAUCUUCCGGCGACGUUCGUCUCAGGGUUCACAUUAUACAUUCGUACGCAAGCCCAGCUUCCUGCAGACCAGCUGUCGCCAGGCCCAAUGGACGGGACGUUUACGAGUUGUAGACAUUUCAUUGAUCGUUCAACUAUUCACCGAGAUUAUUGAUGUUAUAGAAUUUUUAUGGAAGAGAUGUGGAAAGUAUUCAUUAUUUGUCUAUAACAGGUAUCAGCGAUAUACCGACUACCGUGCAGGCUGCACGCGUCCUUACCAGAGGAGAUACGACACCGAGAGUCAUCGAAGAGUCGUUGGUAAGUCAGAUCACUGCACAUACCGCUACCUAAAACAAUUUUCUAUACCUCUGUUUAGCGGAAACUUUUGUUAGAUACCAAACGGAUUUUCGUUCUAGCUUCAGUGCUAGAUCAAUUUGCUUUUCUUCUUUUUUUCUUAACAUUUUACCCUUGAAUGAUCCGAGGCACUUCGGGUUCGUUGAGUAAGUCGAGGGGCUGCAUUUUAACUUGUAACAAGAAAAAUUUUAAAUCUAUGUUUUCGUUCUAUUUUCUUGUUUUAAUCCCGUGAAAUACAACGGCCUAGAUGUCCGAAAGACUUUUAUAUAUAACUUAUAUCGCUAUACGAUUAAAUAGUUUUUACUAUAUCGUUGGGUAUAAAUGUCCCUCUGUAUCGUACGUACAUAAUAUAACGUAUAGGUGUAUAUCAUCUAUUCGUGUGGUAUAUUCAAUAAUAUAGGUAAAUUGCGGUGAUAACUGUUUAUUAAUAUCAUUUAUUAUACAAUAUACAAUUCCGUUAAAGAAGUUUUUUUAUACUUGCAGCUUUCCCUUUUUUAUAAUCACCGUAAUAAUGUGUAUAGAUGUUCCUACGGUAUAUUGACAUGACGUGACGCGAACUGGCGGAUAAAUAGAAAAUAAUUAUCAUCCACGCUAAAACUAUAAUACAUUAUUAUUGUAGUCUCUUUUUUUCGCGUUGCGUUGAGUCGUUAGUUUAACUUAUUUUCUCGUAUAUUCGAUUUCCUAAGAUCGUUUUAAAAUUUACUUGAAAAAGUGAUUAAGUAAAAGAUACUUAUAAUAAAUUAAAGAUAUUCUACAUGAAUAAUACGUCACGUAUACAACGCAUUUAAAUAUUAUACACGUAUUUAUUUAUUGAUGAAGAGUAAUUCGUGAUCUGUAAAAUCUUUGUCCAAAGACUGAAUGUACAUCUGCGAUCCUCUUUUUUUAUUUUACUGUUCGUUCUUUUUUUUUUUUAGCAUUUUUGCGUUUUAUGUUGUCUGCUUGCUUAUUGUUUCCGAUUAAUAUGGACAAAGAGCUUCAUUUCGCACACCCGUUAUACUACAACGUUGUAUAAGGUAAUUUUAUAAUGUGCUUUUUGCUCCGUCCAUUGCGAAGUUCAUGCUUGUAUUAUAAAUUGUUUAUACGUUAAUAUUGCCCGUUGAUUCUAACGUAUAUGUAUACCGACCAUGCGGUAAAACUCAUGUAUCUAUAAUCGCAAAUUUAAUGCGCAGGACGUAAUAUUUCGAAUAACGCGAAAUGCAGUAUUUAUAAUCAUUGUCUAUGCCUGCCUAUUCAUGUCUAUGAAUGUAUAAUACUCGAAUUGCAUUAAGUAUAUACAAAUUGUACGAACCGAUCCAAUUUCAAUUUUCACGAAGCGUGUAACAUUUCAACAAUUCGUUAAAUAUUAGCUGAUGAUUUUCCUCAAUUUUACGUAUCUCGUGAUUCCCGAACGUAAUUCUAUUUAUGGGUUUUAGCACACCACGAGCAAAGCAUUAAACCAGCAUAUCAUUUAGUUUUAUGGUUUGGUCUUCUUCGUUUCUUUUUCAGUUCGUUGGUUUUAUGUUUCAUGCUGAUUCGUAUCGACUUCCUUCAUUUUCCACACUACUUUUUUUUCCUUGUAAAAUAUACGCGCGCAUUAUGUAGGACUUUUAGGAUUAAGUGUAUACUAUACUCUAUACAUGUGUCUAGUAUCAAAAUAUAAUUAUUAUUAACGUACUGUGUAUAGAUAAUAACGCACUUUUUGGGAUGACGAUAUGAAAUUUUUAUUGACGUGUUUUAAGAUUGACAAAGAAGGGGGUGCAAAAUAGAAACACAUGGAAAGACUGCUAUUGUAUAAACAUAAAUAGUUAUAAAGUUAAUAUAAUUACGUAAUACAUGAUCCAGUAGGUAUAUUACUUAUUGGGUUUUAUAAUUUAUACCAAUAUUAAGGAACGAGAAAUGUCUAUCAAAUUUAUGCAUUAACCUUUUGUUUUAUUUAUUUUUUUAUCAAUUUUCAAAGUAUGCAUUUUAUCUAGUCGAAUUAUCAUCCAUCGAUUACAGUCUUUUGAGAUUUUCUUUUUUUUCGCUUUAAUAUAUAAUCAAACAGAAUAUUCCUGUGUAUUUAUUUACUGUAAAUACAUACAUCGUUUAUAUACUCAUGAUAUGAUAUUGUAAAUAUAAUAUAUACAUGUAGCAAAUACCUCGUAGCAACAGUUAAAAUUCUAAUAUUAUAACAUAUAGGUAUAGUAUAUUAAUCUAUAUUUUACAUGCGCCUUCUGCCGAGCUGUGAUCAAUCCGUAUAUAUGAUUACCAAUUAUUAUUAUCAUUAUUGCAUAUUACGCAAUACGGACAAAAACAAGAACAAAAAAAAAAAAAAAAAUUACACGGACGUUUUUUCUAUGGACGGGUUAAUUGAAUUUUGCACCCUAUAUAAAAAAGAAAAGAAAAACCGAACCUAUAUUUUCUUAUUCCUGUAAUUACACCAGUAAUUGACUUUUGAUUGUAUCUAUUGACUUGUAGUCGUAAAAACUUAUACUGGUGUAUACAUAGUUCAGAAAUCAUGCAAUUAAAGUAUUCAAAAUUUAUUUAUUACGCCAGUGUUGCAUAAGUACAUGAAAUAUAGGUGCGCAAUAUUUAUUUACGUUAAUGAAUAUCGUUAUAACGGUACAAUAAAGAAUGAAACAGGUUCAAAAUAUUCAGAAAUGGGACCAGGUAUAACGUUUGCUGUAUUAUUACACUAUGCAAUUUCCUCAUACUGUUGUUGUUGUUGUUGUUAUUAUUAUUAUUAUUAUUAUUUUCAUCUUUACUAUGGAGAUACUCUAAUCCUUUUAUGUACUCACGAUAAAUAUGAUCCCGCAUUAUUAUACAAGCUAUUAUUGGUCAUUCCGAAAAAUACAGUAUUAUAAAUUUUUGAAUCGUAUACUAAACUUCCUUAGAUCAGGAUAAAGGAUUGCAGGAUUAAAAUGAUGUGGGAAAUUAAUUCUCGCAUAAUGUGAUUACAGAUUAAUUUUUAUUUUAUAUUUUUCAUACAUAAGCUCAGCAUAUAAAAUUAUAGAUAUAACCUUAAUUAUUAGUAACAAUCGAAGUUUUGUGAUUCGCGUUAUAAAAUUUUCAACGUUCCAUUUGCAUAUUAGGCACCUCUUUUUUGAAUCAACCAAAUGCACUAAACAACUGGUUACUGAUUUAUGAAUAGUAGGUACAGUAUUCUCAUGGCUAUUUCUAUACGUUGCGUAAUCUACAUACACCUAUUUUCUAUACAACAAUUGAAUGUAAAUAUACGUGUAUAGUAAUAAUAAUGAUAAUAAUGAUAAGAUGGCGAAGAAAAACAAAAAGAUCAGAAAAAAAAAGAAUAUAUGUAUAAACUGUAACUAAACUAUUAUGUAUAUCACUAUUUAUCAUAUACUUAUAUAUUUGUAUAAAUCUAUACAAUUUGUGUAUGAGGAUGAUGAUGAUGAUGAUGAUGAUGAUGAUGAUGAUGAUUGAUUAUGUGUACCAAAAGCUGGUUUUGUUAAUGUGAAAAUGAUAAGAAUAAUGAUAGAAAAAUAAUACAAUAUUCUUUUAAUAAUAUUAUGUACAACGAUACGAUUUUAUUCUCAGCUCCGACGUCGGAGACAUUAAGCGACAUUUCUAAACAGUAUGAAAUAAAAUUACACGCAAGAGUGAAUCCCGUCACUGUGGUUUAAACGGCGAAAAGCUCGGUAACAAUUAAAAACGUGAACGGUUAUUUCUUGUUGUAACAAUUUUCACGACGCCACGCUUUCACAGGUUUUUCUUUCCAUAUCGCAUUCCACUGCAGCUGGUACGUAUGCAUAAUAUCAAUUUGUUGUGCGUGCAAAAUCCCUUAUGUACGCUUUAAUUUCGUAGAAUGAAAUUAUAAAUAAGCAUACGUGUACGAAUAGUGUUACGAGUAGGUAAAAAUUAGAGAAUUGUUGUAGGAAAGUUGUAGUUGAAUAAAAUAUUCCUUGGGAUUUAUGCAGAUGUUAGAAAUCGUAUAGUCAGAAUAACGGGAUAAUAAUAAAAAGUUUUACUGUAGAAACAUCGAAGUUGAAACACAGCAGUAAGCGAUAGUGUUUGGUUAUGCUUUGUUAUUGGAAAAAAUAAUAAUAAUAAUAAUAAUAAUGCACCCUCGCAAAAUUUAUUUGCGAUUAAUCAUUAAUUUAUAUUUGUUUGCUCAUUUGUUUUAGAAUAGCUUGCUAACAAUAAUUGAUUGCGAUUAGAACUUUGAUGCUCUUACAGUAUUCGAAGUGUGUAAAAAUGCAUAAUUAACGAAUCAGGCUGCGAGGCUAUUGGAUAUUUUUUUUCUCAUGCGAGUUUUGCAAUGAAAUUAUCACCUCUGUAGUAAUCUGUAACUUAGGUACGAUAUAUGUGUAUGAAAUUACCGACUAUAAAACUUUUGAAACUAUGUGGACCAUAAUUUCACAAUAAUCACGUUUUCUAAUGUUUAAUCUAGUUUAUGUGAAGACGACGUAUAACGUAUAAGUGUUUCGCUAAUUAUAAAGUGACUCGUACUUUCAAUAUUAGGCAUUUCUAAUCAUGUGUGGUAAAGUCUAUAUUAUAGUACAGUAGUGUACGGCCACGUAUAAAUAUAUAUAACAAUGUUGUCUCUGGGUAAUUGUGAAUCAAUUCGAUAAAUUCGUAUGAUAAGCAUUCCAAUAAUUAAACUCAUAUAUGUAAUCAAUUUAUAUUGAUGUGAUGCUUCGGUGGAUGUCCAUGAUUAAAUGGGAGUGAUAACGAUAUUGAAUGAUAAUGUACACUGUGGAGAUAGUUUUAAUAUCUAGGUAGAAAUGAAACGAAAUCCUUACUGUAGUUGCAAAUAGAUACAUGGAUAAUAUAUAUACAAUAGUAUAUGUCGAUCAUAGACGUAGUCGAAGUACGGUUCAGCUAUGCGUAGUUAUAGAGUGGGAUAAUGUAUGUAUAGGCAGAUAAUAAUCGCAAAUGCAGUUCAUAGUAUAGCAAGAAUAGUAAUCAAUGCAUUUAGUUUAUUAUUUUUAUCUAGAUACAUGCAGUAAUAAGUGGUGAAUGUAAUAAUAAAUCUACUAGAAUAUCGAAUUAUAUCGAUACAUAAGUGUGUUUAUUUUUUACUCAAUGUACUUUGUAUACUUAUCGAUGUAUUUCACGUAUUCACAGUAUACCGGAUAUUUUGUAUUAGCAAGUUUGUUCAUGUAUUUGGAUUGUGCCAUAUAGAACCCACUGUAGAUUUUGUAAUAUUGUAAUAAAAAGGUUCAUUUUCAUCUACUGUGUCGAAGAAA